Patiria miniata (bat star) is the source of this 2495-nucleotide messenger RNA. RefSeq names its product monocarboxylate transporter 4-like. Gene Ontology annotation, molecular function: transmembrane transporter activity. Lineage: Eukaryota; Metazoa; Echinodermata; Asteroidea; Valvatida; Asterinidae. The coding region runs from base 486 to 1388 and encodes 300 amino acids. Gene Ontology annotation, biological process: transmembrane transport. The record is from RefSeq and is a predicted model, not a curated record. The transcript has 4 exons.
AUUUGUCAAAUAAUUAUCAUGCAUAAUUUUCUCUUGCAGGCGUUUGGGCGUUAUUUAAGUGAAAUCAUGGGAAAGCACCGUCUAAGGAGAGGAGGUUGCCCUUGGGGAAUCGUGGUGGUUCUUGCCUCAUUCACUGUGCAUCUUCUUAUCACAGCGAUGACGCGUUGUACCGGGGUAUUGUUCUCCAGUUUCCAAAAUGCAUUCCAGAUUACCUCAGCCCAGACUGGUGCCAUUUCAAGCAUUGUUUCGUCUUUCACAUUUUACGGCUGUACCCUAAGCGGUGUAUUGGGGAAUCGCUUUGGGUGUCGCAUAACGACUGUACUCGCUGGCUUGAUUAACAUCAUGGGAAUGAUUGGUAUCAUCUUGGCUAGAAAUAUCUAUCAGAUGUACGUCAUGUCUGCUGUUGUAGGAACUGGCAACGGGGUUGCAUAUGCAGCGGCAAUUGUCAUAGUCGCCAAGUAUCACGACAAACGCUACCCAUUGGCAUGUGGGUUUAUGGCGGCUGGAAAUGCCCUCGGAUUGGUUGUAUUCGGUCCGUUCAUCCAGUUUUUAGUCGACACCUAUGGCUGGAGGGGGGCAUUGCUGUAACCUGUGCAGUCACUGCAAAUAUCUGUGCGGCUGGGGUUGCCUUUCGACCACAUCUACCAUCCCGUAAAAGAACGAUUCCUGCGGAUCACACCGAUGAACAUUCAGCUAACCGUCAGGCUGUUACCGUGACGUUUACAAUAGCCAGAAAAUAUUCACUCAAGUGUUUAUUCUACGGAACAGUCAAGCUCUUUCGACUGAACUUGCUUCGUCAAAGCUACCGAUUGUCCAUGUUUUGCUUCGUCCAGGCAACCUUCAUCCUUUGCUACGGGUCCUUCAUCGUCUACAUCGUCCCAUUUGCCAAUUCAUCCGGCAUUGAAGACCAGAGGGCUGCCUUGCUCAUUACUGCCUUCGGGAUCGGUAGCUUCAUAGGGCGCCCUCUCAGCGGUCUCGUCAAUCAAAAGGUUCCAUCCUUAAUAAUUUUCGAAGUAGCGAUGUUUGCCAGCGCUUGCUUUGUUCUGAUAGCACUACUUAAUACCUACCCUUACUUCGUCAUCUCAGCAUCCAUGUUUGGAUUGGCACACGGGUUCCAGAAUACAGCCAGCCGCGUGAUGCUACGUGAAUUUGUUGGUGUUGAUAACUUGGGAUCAGCUAUUGGCAUCUACAGCGCCAUCGGAGGGGUGGCUGAUCUAAUUGGCCCUAUAGUAGCAGGUUCCCUGUACGAUGCGAGUGGCACUUUUUCUGUUGUGUUCUACAUUUCGGCGGUGUCGUCUUUCGUUGGAUUUCUGGCGAUGUUGCUAGCACCACAGCUGAAGAAGAUCGAGCCGGGUAUCCAUACCGAGAUAUCAGUGGAUAAUGUGUAGAUGUGCAAUGCAUGGAGAAUGAUCUGAUGUGCUGAUGGGUGGUUGCGUCACAGUGAAAAAAGCAGGACCAGUUUGCCAUAAUGCGAUAAGUCUACGCGUGGGAGACGUGGGCUUUUGUAUGGAUAUUUCAUCACGCCAACAUGUCUUCAUCUCAUUAUAACUCGAAGAUGCCAUUGCAGAUAAUGUGGUCGAUCAUAAUAACGACGCAAAAUGGUGACAUCAACGGCAACCUUCUCCGAGCAGUGUUCCACGUUUAUGCAUGCAUCACUCAGUCCGAAUUUCGGUCUUCCAACGACAGCUUUGGCAUUUUUCCCCGCCGCUUGAAUGUUGGCAUGAGGCUGAGGAAAAAAGGCUACCGCGUCAGAUUUAAGGAAACAUUUUUUUUUUAACUUUGCCAAUAUUUAACAUUGCCAAUAUGCAACAUUGAGAAAAAAACCACCCUAAAUGUCGGCGCUCUCCGGACGAAUGUAGGCCUAUAGCUAUACCUUUAUGUCCAUGCCCAUUCAGUCUGUUGGAAUACCCAGCCUUUCGUUCAACUAUCGAUUCCGUACCCAAACGAGAUUAGGCGACUUUGACCCACUUCUUUUCCCGUGUCUUCCCAUGCAUGCUGCCUGACGUCUCUGGCCUUUCAAAAUCCAUGGAGAAAUGAAAAAUAGCCAAUUCUAUAAACUUCGUCUCCGUCAUCCGUCGUAAUUGUUUUCAACAUCUGCCUCAGAGAGCAGCCGGCACAUCAAGGCCAGUUUUCGUCUUACCUUGAAAAACUCCGACUUUUAAAGUACUUUUAAACAAAUCUUUUAAUUUGAAAAUUGCCUUUAGCCUUUUGUGUAUGAGAUUUCGAUGAACUGGAACUAUGUCCAAACUGCAUGAAGCCUAAACUGUGCUUGGGAGGUGUUAAACAAUAUGUUUAAGACUUGUUGGAGUCUGCAAUGCUGAUACAUGUAAUUCUGCAGAUGCUUCGCCUCGGGUAAUUAUCAUGAUUUCAGACUCCAACCAAUAAUCUAUGCAGUCUUAAACAUAGUGUUUAACACCUCACAAGCACAUUUAUUCCCAUUCAUAGAUACCUUUUCGGUGCAGAUGCAGGUGAGUUGAGUGCGUUGUGAAUUUAGG